AUGAAUGCUGAAGUUAAAAAAAAGUAUAUAAAUAUAACACAAGAAGUAGUGUCUAUUUACUUAAAGUUUUGCGAAUCGUGUCAAUCUAAACAAAAAUCUAAAAACAAGGGUCUAGUGAUUAAAUCAAUGGUGUUUUCGGAAAUGAAUAGUAGGUGCCAAGUGGACCUGAUUGAUAUGCAGUCGCAGGGGGAUGGAGAGUUCCGGUUUAUUAUGGUAUAUCAGGAUCACCUUACUAAAUUCGUUCAACUAAGACCCUUAAAAACAAAGAGAGCAGAAGAAGUUGCAAAACACCUUAUCGACAUAUUUUGUAUUUUCGGAGCUCCGAUGAUAUUACAAUCUGACAAUGGCCGCGAGUUUGUAAAUAAAAUAAUAGAAGACUUAAAAGAAAUGUGGGACACACUGAAAAUCGUUCACGGAAAGCCACGCCACAGUCAGUUACAAGGAAGUGUCGAGAGAGCAAACCAAGACAUACAAAACAUGUUGAUAACAUGGAUGAAAACAAAUAACUGUAAAUCAUGGUCAGAGGGACUUCGAUUUGUACAGCUAAUGAAAAAUAGGGCCUACCACGAUGACAUUAAAAGAUCUCCAUACAUGGCCAUGUUUGGUACUGAUGUGAAAAUUGGUUUGUCAUCAUCUUUUCUACCAGCUGAAACAGUGGAAAAAUUAACCACUGAACAAGAAUUGGAAGAAAUAUUGCAAAGUGUUGUGUCAAACUAUGAACAAAGAGAAAAUCAUAGUGUUUCCGAUAAAGAGGACAGUACUGUAUCUAAUUGCUGUGAAUCGUGUGGCUGUAUUCUUGGUAAUGAACAAACAUCUAUUUGUGGUUUAUGUGAUAAAAAAAACACCAUAGAAAAUGAGAGAAGCAAUUCAAAAUUAUCGCUUGAGGAACAAGCAAAAAAAAUGAAGUUCAGAUCCAUCAACAAAUUCCCACCAUGCAAUGUUGGCGACACAGUUAGAGUCAAACUACUAGAAGUAGACAGAAGUAAGGGUGAUCCACAGAAUAUACUCUUUGCGGUUGUGUCUAUAAGUGAUAAUCAAUAA
Messenger RNA from Metopolophium dirhodum (rose-grain aphid), 1041 nucleotides. RefSeq names its product KRAB-A domain-containing protein 2-like. Gene Ontology annotation, biological process: DNA integration. Lineage: Eukaryota; Metazoa; Arthropoda; Insecta; Hemiptera; Aphididae. The record is from RefSeq and is a predicted model, not a curated record. Bases 1 to 1041 code for a protein of 346 amino acids. The transcript has 3 exons. Gene Ontology annotation, molecular function: nucleic acid binding.